AUGCCGGAUAUACCUAUUGUGGAUCUUGUGCAGCCCAUGCUUACAAACAAGUGGAUCCUAAUGUUACCCGAAAAAUUUUCAUUCUUGGACCUUCCCAUCACGUGCCCCUUUCCCGAUGUGCACUUUCCAGUGUGGACAUUUAUAGAACACCUCUGUAUGAUCUCCGAAUUGACCAAAAGAUUUAUGGAGAACUGUGGAAGACUGGAAUGUUCGAGCGUAUGUCCCUACAGACAGAUGAAGAUGAACACAGUAUUGAAAUGCAUUUGCCUUAUACUGCUAAAGCCAUGGAAAGGUCAGAGGUUCCGUUACAGUUACUAUGAUGAAUCCCAAGGAGAAAUUUAUAGAUCCAUUGAGCACCUAGAUAAAAUGGGUAUGAGCAUUAUAGAGCAGCUAGAUCCUGUAUCUUUUAGCAAUUACUUGAAGAAAUACCAUAAUACAAUAUGUGGAAGACAUCCUAUUGGUGUAUUAUUAAACGCUAUCAACGAGCUCCAGAAGAAUGGCAUGAAUAUGAGCUUUUCAUUUUUGAAUUAUGCUCAGUCAAGCCAGUGUCGAAACUGGCAAGACAGCUCAGUGAGUUACGCAGCUGGAGCACUCAUGGUCCACUGAACCGCUGACCGCUCAGGGAUGACACCUGCACACACUUUAUAUGGGGUCCCAGCCUAGCCCUUACCAAGAUACAGUCCCUGGUCUUUGGGUAUACUGAAACCUCAAACUAAUAGAACUCUCUUCUUUUCUAGUAGGUGUAGUCCUUCCUUAGUUUCAACUCAUUUAAAAAUGCUUUCUUGUUUAGGACAAUGGAAGGAAGGCCGGUAUUGAAACAUUUUGUGAUUAUUUUUUUUUUUGUGAUCUUUUUUCUUUCUUUGAAGAGUUAAUGGCUAUGAAGGCACGGUGGCAGACAGUCCUUAUGAAUACUACAUGUAAAGCAUUUACCAUAUCCUAAAUUUGCACUCUUUGCAGACCUGUGCACAUAUACUCAGCUUUCAGAAUAGUUUUGCAAGUUGUAAGCGGAAAAAGAGGCGGAAGCUUUUUAAUUAAAAAAAAAGGAAAACAACGCAUUUAUAAAUGAUCCUGUAUUAGAACAUAAUAAAGCUCCAGUAUAGUCAGUUACUACCCGUGAUGUACAACAGAUAUCUUCUAUUUUAGUUGCUAAUAAAGGGCUACACAAACCAAAA
Molecule: messenger RNA, 1172 nt
Organism: Mesitornis unicolor (brown roatelo)
Lineage: Eukaryota; Metazoa; Chordata; Aves; Mesitornithiformes; Mesitornithidae
Gene: MEMO1
Product: mediator of cell motility 1
Exons: 6
Coding region: 1-606 (201 amino acids)
Source: RefSeq, a predicted model, not a curated record